Aphis gossypii (cotton aphid) is the source of this 668-nucleotide messenger RNA. RefSeq names its product cuticle protein 19-like. NCBI's taxonomy places the organism in Eukaryota, Metazoa, Arthropoda, Insecta, Hemiptera, Aphididae. Gene Ontology annotation, cellular component: extracellular matrix. The record is from RefSeq and is a predicted model, not a curated record. The transcript has 2 exons. Bases 116 to 526 code for a protein of 136 amino acids.
AAUUAGUUCUAUAUAAAUACCGAAACACAAAAGUCACAAUCAUCAGUUAUCUUAGAAACACAAGUCUCUUAAGAUUUCAUUCAAAACCGAGUUUUUAUCCAAAACAAACGAAAAAAUGGCAGCCAAGUUGAUCGUAUUCGUUGCCUUGUUCGGGCACCUGGCCUUAGCCUAUCCGCCAACGAUAGUCGAGCAUCACGGUUUCGAGCACCACGACGACGACCAUUACGCCCACGCACCCACCCCGUAUCACUUCGAUUACGCCGUGAACGACCCGCACACCCACGACGUCAAGAGCCAUCACGAGUCAAACGACGGUCACGGAAACGUCAAAGGCUCGUACAGUCUCCUAGAAGCCGACGGUUCUACCAGAGUGGUCGAGUAUACCGCCGACGCCAAACACGGAUUCAACGCCGAGGUGAAGAAAAUCGAAGCGCCCGCUCAUUAUCAUUACGAAGCGCCGCACUCCACCAGCUACCACGAGCCCAUCCAUCAUCUAUACAAACCGUCCUCGCCAUACCAAUACUGAGUAUGCGACCGCCACGGCGACGACUACUGUCCAUCGUCAUCUCGUAAUCGCGCCGACGUCGUUUCAUGUACAAUAUACUUUCAUUAUAAUACCUUUCUGUAAAAUAUACUUUAAAUAAACCAUAUAGUUCAGCACUCUAUAA